Molecule: messenger RNA, 381 nt
Organism: Aphanomyces astaci
Lineage: Eukaryota; Oomycota; Saprolegniomycetes; Saprolegniales; Verrucalvaceae
Exons: 1
Source: RefSeq, a predicted model, not a curated record
UAUAUGCCAUGUGUGGGUUUACCGGUUGCAUUGGCUUCAUCGACGGCACUUUCUUCCCCUAUGAAUUUAAGCCGACGCUGUGUGGCGAAGACUACUACUCCCGUAAAGGUUGCUAUGCCGUGGCUGCUCAGAUCAUUGUGAUCACCGUGGUAUUUUUCGCGACGUUCAUGCUGGCUGGCAUGGGUCAACCCAUGACAAUCGUGUGUGGCACUACAACAAAAUCUUUAAUCGCCGUCUUCAGUAUGUAUCUGGUAAUCAUUACCUCUUGGGCGACUCGGCGUAUCAAGAAUCAACUUGUCUUGUCCCUGCGUUCAAAAAUCAGCCCCAUCAGCCCAUGGAGCAUUUUAAAUCUUGGUUUAACUCCCAUUUGGUAAAAGGGCG